This is a messenger RNA of Plutella xylostella (diamondback moth), 3242 nucleotides long. RefSeq lists its product as uncharacterized. Gene Ontology annotation, biological process: sensory perception of sound. The record is from RefSeq and is a predicted model, not a curated record. NCBI's taxonomy places the organism in Eukaryota, Metazoa, Arthropoda, Insecta, Lepidoptera, Plutellidae.
AGUCAUUUGAGAAACCGCUCCAGUCGACGCCAGUCCGUCGGUGCUUGCGCACGUGAGUGUCACGUCAUUCGUCGGUUUGAAUUUCGAUUUCGAACGUUCUCAACGGCGCCGGCCAAUCACGUCCGAUCGCGCGUUUGAUUUCUUUUCGCGAGCGACUUUUUGCAGUUAUAGUGUGUUCUAAUUUGUGCGGCCAGUGUUGUGACAUUGAUAACUGUCUGCUGUUAAUGACAGUCGGUGGUGUUGCCAGAUCUUGUUUAUUCGAAGGUUGGAUGUUUUCUCACGUAUUCUGGUAUCGACAGCGAGCGAUAGAAAAACAUUGUCGCGUUGCGGAUUUCUGACCCACACUCGACCGGCCACCGGAUAUAUUAUGCCUUAUACAUCGACCACUAUCUAAACCGUACCCGACUUGCAUUGCAACUCGAAAACCGUUAUAGAGUAAUUAUGCUUAUUUAUUAGUCGGUGCAAAAGGACACCAUGAUGGAAGAAGUGGCGCACCGACCCAGUGUGGAGUACAUGCCUCCGCCGCUGCCUCCGAAAAUCAAACAAAAGAGCUCGACCACGUUCACUCACAUAGGCAGCGAUGCGGACCCCAGGUUGAACAUUAGCGGGUUUAGCGAUGGUCUAGAUCGCAGUCUAAGUUCGAUGCACCCGCUCGUCCUUAAUUCCAAGUCGCCAACAACGGUAUUCGUAGCGGCAACGCAAGCCGAGAGGGACGCGGCCCCAGUGCCCGCGCCCGCCGCGCCGGCCCGCCACGUCGUCACCAUCAGGAUCAACACGGACGCGCAGAAAUCCAACGCACCCAAAAUCUCCAGCGUGCACCUCAAAAGCGAAACCGACUUUGACCUCAAAUACAACGAGCUCAACAAGAAAAACAGCAGCUUAGUCAGACUGAACGUCGACGAGAGUCUGCCAAAAAUCGUCGAGCACAAUGAACUGCAGAAAGCAGAUAAGGACAAGCCACCGUACAUUUACUGCAACUCGUAUUCUCUGAGCUCAAUGGCGAAUAUGGUGAUGUCGAGUGGACAGUGCUCCCCGAGCGACACCCUGGACUCCGGCACCUGCAGUGACCUCGACAGCACGCCGCCGCCGCCGCUACCAAAAAAGAAAACCACCAAAUCAAGUGCAAACAAAAAGGCCGUAACUGUAACACUAAUUAGCCCCACGACAAAUGGGAACGCCUCGAAUGGGGAAGUGGAUUUCGAAGACAACGACUCAAACAUAUCGUGCGACUCUCUAAACAGUAGUGAAUUAAACGGAAGCGUGCACACAGAUGAAAGUCAUUGCGAUGAAGUCAACAAAAAGGAAAAGAUUGAGGAAGACGCGCCGACCGCGCCGGCCAUGCCCGCGUUCGCCGCUGACUCCGACGACACAGACACAGUAGACAGCAGCUUUCUACCCCGAGGUCUCCUGCAAGACAUUAGAGACCGCUCGGUCAAGCUCAAUACGGUUGAAACUGAAAGCGAUUUGAAGAAUGACGACGCAAGCGUCGAGGAAGCGAACCAGAAUAUUAAUGCAAAUGCUAAUAUUUCGAAAGAAAGUGCUGAACUCACCUCAUUUCGUCUUGUAACGCAGUUUAAUAACGACACGAGACACACAGACGCCUCGCCCACUAAUGGCAGUAAAUCGCCGAUUAUAAGUGAGAGCACGUAUGAAGAGCGCAAGAAAGAUCAGGCGAGGCAGCAGCGAAUCUGUUAUAGCAGCAACUACUUCGACGCAGACAAGUAUUACGACUUUCAUUUGAACGAGAAACAGUUUGAUGAGGAGAAGUCGGUGAAACGUAUCAGUGGUGUGAGUGCUAAAGGUGUUAGUGUGGAGGAAGUGGAGUACUUUGCAGGUGUGAAAGACUAUAAGAGUGAGGAGGUUCCCUCGACGAUAAGGAGUUCGAAGGGCACCAUUCGAGGGGUCAAGAACAGAGUGCGCGCAGGAAUCGCGACCUUCUUGCAGAUACAGAGCACAACAAAGAGCUACAAAGAAAAAGACGCGGGCAAAGUGGUAAUCUACACGACGACCAUGGGCAUCGUCCGGGCCACAUACCAGCGCUGUGUCCUGGUGAAGAAGAUACUGAGGAACUUGCUGGUCAAGUACGAAGAGAGGGACGUCUUCAUGAGCACAGAAUACCAGGACGAGAUCCGGGAUAGGAUGAAGUCGGACCAGAUUCUUGUGCCGCAACUGUUCAUCGACGGGCAGCAUGUUGGGGAUGCAGACACGGUGGAGAAACUGAACGAGAGCGGAGACCUGCGGAAAAUGUUGAAACCUUACAAAAGUCUAGACGCGUGCAACACGUGCCAAGUAUGCGGGGGGUUCCGCCUGCUGCCGUGCCGAAUCUGCAAGGGGUCGAAGAAGAGCCUGCACAGGAACCAUUUCACCGCGGAAUUCGUGGCUCUCAAAUGCAUGAACUGCGACGAAGUCGGCCUGAUACGGUGCGAUGCCUGCUGCUGAGUUUUGGAACGUAAAUCUGCGGUAUUGUAUUGAAAAGAAGAAAAAUCGUUGGCAGGAAGUUUAGGGGUUGGUGGAUUAGUAAUUCUUCGUUUUGAAUUAGGAAUAGUUUCCAAAUUGAAAUUAGGGCGGUAUCAUUUUAGCAAUUUUCUUUUCCUUUAUGUUUUUGAUAUAUUCAAAAAUAAAUUGGGCGCUAGCUUUUAGAUUCGCAUUAGAUUUACUUUUUAUACUUAUUAUCUUUUAAUACGAAAAUUCAUAUUUUUUUAACAUGUUAAUUUUUUGUGGUUGAAAGAUUACAUUAAUUUCUUAUUUAUCUUAAAUUAACUGAAUUUUAAACAAUGAUAGAAGAGAACAAGACACAAGAAAAGAAGAGCAUACGUUUUUUAUCUAGACGUAACCUAGUUAAAGAAAUGUACCAACUGGAAAACGUCGCGUGUACUUACUGUGAAAACCUAAUUUUAUUAGUAACUAACUUAUUUACAAUUUUACUUAAAUGAUAUUGCAAGUUCUACGAAAUCCGUAGCAAACAUUAAGCACUUAUGGUCAGUAUCUACCAUUUAUGUGAAAAUUAUAAUGAGUUUACUUACAGUGUAUACUUACGGUUACUAAAAUUUUAGCAUCUGACAUAGCCCUGACCAUGAUUUGAUAAAUCAUCAUCAGUAUAGAUCUAUGUCUCAGGAAAAAAUGGAAAAUUCAGAUUGUGGUUAUUAAAAGUAAUCUAGACAUUUAUAGGAUUAGUAUAGUUUCCCUUCUAUAGAGAAUAGAAGAUAUCACAUCGUAGAAAAGAACCUUUAAAUUUUAACUGA